AUGCUCACACGGAAAUCUCUGAGAGGUGCCAGCACGAAGAGUAUAUCCGAAGCAUUACGAGCGGCACGGUCACGAGAAGAGCAGGAUACACUUUUAGGAGAUGGCGUUGAGGCGGACGACGAUGGAUGCUAUCCUCCGAGAAAGAAUGAUGAUCCACGAAUACCAAAUCCGCAUAGAGCGUUGCCGGUGUACAAUACAACCCACAAGAUCAGGCGUUUGAUCAUUGCUAGCAUCGAUGAUCCGUACAGCAACGAGCAACUGAGAAGUCCACGCAUGAACGCCGCAGUCGUUCGGCCGUUGGUCGAUCAUCUCUACGACCCGGACGACGUCUCCAUUGUCUUCUGUCUGCUGGUCAACCGCGUGCAAUUCUUGAGGGAGCAGUCGUACCAGGCACAUCAUCAAACAGUCAACAUUACGAGGGCGUAUCUGUGCGAGCUGGUCGCAAGUCGAGUAUUACGACGCUUCGAUGAGGACCAUGAAGGCAGAGAUGGUCUGCUCAAGCUGGCGAAUGUUCUCGUGGCUGGAUUCGAGCCAUUCCAAAACGCUCCGUCUGAAGUCACAAGAGAGCACAGAACCGCUCUGCAUUGGACGAUCAGAUGGCAUCUUGCUCGCCCGGAAGGACAGCGCAUGCUUACGGCACUGGAAGUUGCCAUUGUGUCCGAGUCGAAGAGCUUUCUCAGCAGCUCAGCCUGCCAAAAGAUUGUGGAGAACGUCUAUCGCGGACGAAUAAUCUAUACUCCCACAUCGUUCAUCGACAUCCUUCCGGACCACUACAAAGACCGCGGCAUCACACUUUACGACCCACGGCGUGCACCUCUCCUCAACCAAUAUCGCCUCAUUGUCCCACGCACACGCAACAUCAUCGAAGGAGUCCAAUUCGCCAUUCUGCUGAUUCUCUACGUCCUUACCAUGACCAUCGAAGCGGAGACCAUUGGCCCUAGUCAUCUAGAAUUCACCAAACUCGAGCUCGUCUUCAUCAUAUACGCCAUCGGCUGGAACCUCGACGAAAUUGCCUCGAUCCUGAUGCACGGCUGGACCGUCCAUACAGAAAACCUGUGGUCCUUCCUCGAUAUCACCUUCGUCUUCAUCUUCUGGACAUACCUCGGCGUGCGCACCAACGGCCUUAUGUACAACGAUCCGGCGACCAGCAAACUCGCCUCCGACAUCCUCGCCAUGGCGGCGCCGGUCCUCCUGCCGCGGCUUGCCUUCUGUGUCAUGUCAGAAAACAUGCUGUUCAUAUCCCUCCGCGCCAUGAUGUCGGAUUUCACCUUCCUAACUCUUCUCGCAUGCUGGUGCUUCGGUGGCUUCAUCCUCGCCAUGUGGUGGCUCAGCGAAGGCCAAGAAGGCUUUCUCAACCAUACAAUAAUCACCAUCUCCAAGUGGAUGCUCUGGAUCUGGUUCGGGCUGGAUGGUACAGGUAUCCAGCGCAGUGUGGAAAUGCACUGGUUCCUUGGUCCACUCCUCAUGAUCAUGUUCGCUUUCCUCGGCAACACCCUCUUUAUGACCAUCCUUGUCGCGAUGCUGUCCAAUACGUACGCCUCCCUCUCCAAAAACGCCACGGCCGAGAUAGAAUUCCGCCGCGCUGUGCUCACUUUCGAAGGAGUCAAGUCGGACGCUCUGUUCGCCUAUCGUCCACCCUUCAACGUCCUCGCAUUGGUAAUCCUACUACCACUCAAAUUCGUACUUACACCUCGUUGGUUCCACAAAGUGAACAUCACCGCAGUCCGCAUCCUCAACGCUCCGAUCCUGCUGCUGAUAUCCUGGUACGAGCGUCGCUACCUCUGGAAACGCCCAACCCUCCUUUCGCCUCCCAGGAAACAUACCUGGCUUUCCAUGUGGGAGCGCUUCGGCGCGCACGGCGACUUGCAAGCAGUGUUCGACUCGGAUCCACCGCAGAGUGUAUUGGAUGAGUUCGAUGACGUGGACGAUGUGCUGGGCCUGGAAUUGGUGGAUGGGUUUGAUUACACGAGUGCGAUGAGGGCGAGGAGAGGGAGUAGGUCGAUCAGCGAGGCGAGUGGAGUGUUCUAUUCGAGGUCAAGGAGUCGGUUGAACGGUAUCAGGAGGAACGGCAGGAGAGGGGAUAGUUGGCCAGAGGUACCGGUCCCGGAUGGGAAUGAUGAUGGAGGGCAGGUUUGAGAGGGCAUGGUGUACGUGCUGAUAGUGUGAGGGUACCAGUACAAGAAAGUUACUUUGUGCCAGGGUUUGAGAGCAAGAAGAGGAAGAACUCUUCUACG
This is a messenger RNA of Zymoseptoria tritici IPO323, 2234 nucleotides long. Its product is annotated as receptor-activated Ca2+-permeable cation channel. Lineage: Eukaryota; Fungi; Ascomycota; Dothideomycetes; Mycosphaerellales; Mycosphaerellaceae. The record is from RefSeq and is a predicted model, not a curated record. The transcript is spliced from 2 exons. The coding region runs from base 1 to 2136 and encodes 711 amino acids.